AUGAGCAACUCACCCUCGACAAAGGAGAGUGUCCCAUCUCAACAGCAGCAACAGCAACAGCAACAGCAACAUCAUGGAACGACUGAAGUACUUGAGAACUUUGUGGCGGGUUUCUCAUCAGGGGUCACUGGCACUGUGAUUGGUUACCCUCUUGAUUUGCUCAAGACAAGAAUGCAAGUGGCAAGCAAGGAUUACAAGCCAGGUACAUCGCCUACCAUGUGGAGAAUGAGUGUCUCCAUUCUAAAAAAUGAAGGAAUCCGAGGUCUGUUCAAAGGACUCAUGGCACCCUUGGUAUCUAUUUCGUUCUUGAGCUCCACCACAUUUGGCUCCUAUACAUGGCUACGACGAAAAGUUGGGGCUCAAAAGGGUUGGGAUGUACGGAAUGCAGUUGCUGCUGGCGUAACCGCUCCUGUCAUGAGUUGGGUUACCACCAUGGAAGGUGUGGUUAGGACACAAAUGCAAAUGGACAAUGUCGGCAAGAAACAAUAUCAUGGGUCAUGGCAUUGUCUUACAACAAUCUCCAAAGUUCACGGUGUACAUACUUUAUUCACUGGCCUGGCAGUCACAACCUUGAGAGAUGCAGCAUACCUUUGUGCAUACUUUUAUGUCUAUGAAGGUCUGAAGGCAACACUGACUGGCAAUGGCUUCCAAAACAACUAUUUCACAGUUCGCCCAGAGCUGGCAGUCCCACUGGCUGGUGGCACAGCGGGGGCAAUGGCAUGGCUCUGCAGUUUUCCUGUUGACUGUGUCAGAGCUGGAGUGCAAGGCCAGAAUCUAGAAAUCAAUGCCAAUACUAAUCCACAUCGAAAGAAGGGGCGACAGGUAUUCCAAGAGCUCAUGGCAUCUCGAGGAAUCCGGGCUCUCUACCGUGGUGUUGCACCAACCAUUAUGCGAGCAUUUAUCGUGAGCAGUUCACGGUUCAGUGCCUAUGAAGUAACAAUUUGGGCCUUGCGAAGAAACAGGGAGUACGAGUACUAG
Molecule: messenger RNA, 978 nt
Organism: Seminavis robusta
Lineage: Eukaryota; Bacillariophyta; Bacillariophyceae; Naviculales; Naviculaceae
Source: the annotation of a GenBank genome assembly